AGCUGGCAAAACAUUCAAAAACCAUCCAAUCAGGAGUAAGCGUAAUUGCCCGAAAAGGAAAGAGAAGAAGAUUAAUAAAACCAGGGUGAAAUCCAUUCUAAAGCCCCCUUUAGCCCAUUAACAAAAUGCUCCCCUCCCCUGCUCUUUUUCCCCAAUAGGAAAAGGGAAAAGUUCUAAGCAAAAAACACUGCCUAGUUUUUUAGCAGCAGCGUGUCAUCUUUCAUUGAAAGCAACGCACUUUCACACUGUGAAACGGCGGAACACCUGAUCAUUGCUCUCGAACACCGAACAUCCCAACAAAAGAAAGUACACGACUUUCUGUUUGAGGCUUCAGCAGUUGAGUUCGAAAGAUGCGCGCCUUAGCAGCUCAGCUCAACACUUUCUUGUUCAAAAGAAAGCCUUGGAAUGUGCAGUCUCGAAAUUUCUCAUCAUAUAACGGAAAAGAUGAGGCCUAUCUUGAACAGGAAGCUGAGAGGAAGAUAGGAUGGUUGCUGAAACUGAUUUUUGCUGGCACUGCAAGUUUUGUUGCUUAUCAAUUCUUUCCCUACAUGGGAGAUAAUUUGAUGCACCAAUCUGUGUCACUUUUGCAUGUUAAGGAUCCCUUGUUUAAGAGAAUGGGAGCAUCUAGAUUAGCCCGUUUUGCAAUUGAUGAUGAAAGAAGGAUGAAAAUAGUGGAGAUUGGUGGGGCUCAAGAGCUCUUAAAUAUGCUGGGAUCUGCUAAAGAUGAACGCACACUGAAAGAGGCUCUGAAAGCUCUUAGUGCACUGUCAAAGUCAGAUCAAGCAGUCGGAGCUUUACACCAUGCAGGGGCAAUCUCAGUUAUAAAGUCUACCCGAGACACCUUUGAAGAUAUCGAAAUUGGGAUAUAUAAAUCAAACUUACUGAAGAGAUUUCAAGAUCUGAGAUACGAUAUUUCGUCUUGAGAGAAGUUUUAGCUCUAUGAAUUUGGGGUUGAAGAACAGUUAGAUUGAAUUCAUAGGAGCAAAUGAAAAUUUGAGUGUAUCCUUUUGCUGAUUGUAGAGUUGAAGAAUUCACAGUUUGUGCCUUUGGCUUUGCUCCCCAUGUGCCAGUUUUUACAUUUACUUCACUGUAGACUGUGUAGUGUGGUCUUUUUCUCUUAAUCCCAGAAUUCAGAGGUUUAACCUAAGGAAAUAAAGAAAUUUAUUCCUGCCUUACAAACUUGGUUCAUUACCUUAA
Messenger RNA from Theobroma cacao (cacao), 1197 nucleotides. RefSeq names its product ARM repeat superfamily protein. NCBI's taxonomy places the organism in Eukaryota, Viridiplantae, Streptophyta, Magnoliopsida, Malvales, Malvaceae. The record is from RefSeq and is a predicted model, not a curated record.